CCAAACUCUCCCCUUUCUUCCCAUCAGGGUGGGAUGAUCGCCCUUCUGCUGUCCGUCCUGUGCCUCGUCCUGAUCCUGUACACCCGCAGGCGCUGGUGUAAGAGACGCCGCAUCCCUCAGCCCCAAAAGAGUGCCAGCGCUGAGGCGGCUAAUGAGAUACACUACAUCCCAUCAGUGCUGAUGGGAGGACAAGCACGGGAAAGUCUAAGGAACUCCAGGGGUCAGGGGCCAAACUCUGGUGGCACCCUCAGCAUCCGGGAGACACCAAUUUUGGACGGGUACGAGUACGACAUUACAGACCUGCGUCACCAUUUGCAACGAGAGUGCAUGAACGGCGGGGAGGAAUAUGCCAGUCAAGUCACCCGUACCUUGGACUCCCUUCAGGGCUGCAAUGACAAGAAUAAUAUGGACCUCACACCGGGUUAGUAGACUGCAGAAACAACCAGAGCAGA
Poecilia reticulata (guppy) is the source of this 452-nucleotide messenger RNA. The record is from RefSeq and is a predicted model, not a curated record. NCBI's taxonomy places the organism in Eukaryota, Metazoa, Chordata, Actinopteri, Cyprinodontiformes, Poeciliidae.